Messenger RNA from Hermetia illucens (black soldier fly), 657 nucleotides. RefSeq names its product WAP four-disulfide core domain protein 18-like. Gene Ontology annotation, molecular function: peptidase inhibitor activity. The transcript is spliced from 2 exons. NCBI's taxonomy places the organism in Eukaryota, Metazoa, Arthropoda, Insecta, Diptera, Stratiomyidae. Gene Ontology annotation, cellular component: extracellular region. The record is from RefSeq and is a predicted model, not a curated record. Bases 94 to 489 code for a protein of 131 amino acids.
AUCAAGUCAUGCACUUCCAGUUCACUCCGUUCAAUUAAUUUACGUACAUACGUGUGUAGUUCCACUUGUCCUAGUUCCAAGCGAUUCGGGAUUAUGGCAAAGCCUACGAUUUUCCUUUUCCUACUUUUGGGAUUAUCUACGACAAUUUGGCCAGGUGCAAAUGGACAAUUUUCCAGGGUGUUCAGUGCAACGAAGCCAGGCAGUUGCCCGCCAGCCAGGGAUUCGUCCGUGUGCAUCGUCCAGUGUAACUCAGACAUGCAAUGUGCAGGACGCUACAAGUGUUGUCCAACAAGUUGUGGAGCAGCCUGCACAAUUCCGGUCACUCAGGUACGAGGAAGAGUCGAGAAGGAAGGGCAGUGUCCGAAAUCCCCAGAAGGUCCUUGGGUUUGUACCAGCCGUUGUAGCCAAGACGGUGAUUGCCGACGUAACUUAAAAUGCUGCCGAAAUCGAUGCGGCGCUCUCGCAUGCCAGCGUCCUGAAUUCGAUUAGGUCCGUCGAAACGCUAAUGAGAUUCUGAAUGAUGUCCAAUUGUCAGGUGUUUUCGACAUAUGGGGAUUACAAUUGACAUGUCGAACAUACACUUAAUCACCAUCCUAAUCCUUGUUUGCCAUACAGUAGUUAUUAUUGAACCAUAGAAUAGACAAUAAUUUCAGAAGA